Molecule: messenger RNA, 2464 nt
Organism: Neurospora crassa OR74A
Lineage: Eukaryota; Fungi; Ascomycota; Sordariomycetes; Sordariales; Sordariaceae
Product: phosphomevalonate kinase
Exons: 1
Coding region: 933-2288 (451 amino acids)
Biological process (GO): ergosterol biosynthetic process; isopentenyl diphosphate biosynthetic process, mevalonate pathway
Cellular component (GO): peroxisome
Molecular function (GO): phosphomevalonate kinase activity; ATP binding
Source: RefSeq, a predicted model, not a curated record
UCAGCGUCGGACCCAAGGGGUCUUUGGAGAUCCUAGAUGCUAAAAAAAUCCACACUCGCAUUGAGGCAUUUCCCUAAAUUCCCUGGCAGCGAGUCAACAAUCGAAUGGCAAGUUCAGGCCGAUAUCUGGACCAACAUACCACGAAUCGGAAACAGCUACGUCGGACAACUUGAUAUUGAUUACUCUCUGGCGUCUGUUCACGUUUAUUGUUAUAUGAUAUAUAAUCCUCCCUUCUGUCAUUCUCUGCAUGCUGGUGAUGAUAUCCUGUUCUUAACUUGUUUCCUUCUACAUCUCAUAUAAACGCCAAUUUGGUGAACACGAACAUCACAUGCUUGACGGCCUGCAAUAACCGCUGUGGAUCCAAACUUGGGUUACAACCAAGAGGUUGGCGAUGGAUGAGAUGACAGGAUGCGCUAUAAUACAUACCUACCUCGAGCUCUAAUCAACCACUCAUGUGUCUCGAAUAUAGAUCUUGCUCUCCAAAUGGAACAUACAUGUCACACUAUGUACAGUAUUCACUUGCUAUGGCAAAAGCAAUAACGGUCGCACCUCCUCAGUUAGACAUACGUGCCAAACAGUUCGUGAUGUUGACUAUGUUUACACGCGGAAGGGGCUCACCACACAAUCGCCCCGCAUUGUCGGUGAUAUCGACCCCACCUGAACUUAAGCUCUCCUGAAUGGCUCUUCGUUCGAGAUUCACCACUGCAACAACUUAGCAUUGUGCCUGACCAUCAUCCCAAUCAACAACUUCCACUUGGCACAUCCAACAACACAUCCUCGUGAGCCUUCUUACGUGUAUUUCAUCUCCAGUUGUUGUUACACCACCACAACCUUGCACCAUCGCAUCGUCAACGCCGAGAUUGAACCCCCUUUCCGCCCCUCACUUGCUCUCUCAACAAACACCAAAGACAGCCAUCUUUAUAGACAGCAACAUGGCUUUGGCCGUCUCGGCUCCCGGCAAGGUCCUCCUUGCAGGUGGAUAUCUAGUCCUCGACCGCAACUACACCGGCCUCGUCUUUGGUCUCAGCGCCCGCAUCAACGUCAUCUCCCGGGACAUCCAGGCCAGCCCCGGGGUUCAUAUUAACGAGAUCAUUGUCAGGAGCCCUCAGUUCCUGAAAGCCGAAUGGCGCUACGGCUACCACCUGGCCGAUGAAGACGGCGGCAUCAAGACGAUCCAGCUACAGGGAGGCGCUUCUGCCUCGGCCAAGGGCAACCCCUUCGUCGAGACUACGCUCAACUAUGCGCUCACCUACAUCACCCGCCGCGCCGCCUACGGGACUACGCAAACUUUGAAGCCCGUCACCCUCACCAUCCUCGCCGAUAACGACUAUUACAGCUCGCCCACCAACAACAGCAACGCCGCCGCCGGAAAAGGCAGCGGUGGCAGUCGCUUCGCCGCCUACUCCACCACCCUGGAAGACGCGCACAAGACGGGCCUCGGCUCCUCUGCCGCCCUCGUCACCGCCCUGACCGCCUCCCUGCUUUCUCACUACCUAGACCCUUCCCUCUUCGACCUCGCCACCGACGAGGGCAAGCGCAUCCUGCACAAUCUCGCGCAAGCAGCUCACUGCGCCGCGCAGGGUAAAGUCGGCAGCGGGUUUGAUGUGGCUGCCGCCGUCUACGGGUCCAGCCACUACCGCCGCUUUUCGCCUUCCAUUUUGUCGUCUCUGCCCGAGGCGGGCAAGCCUGGUUUUUCCGCCAAGCUGUUCAGCGUUGUGAAUGGUAAGGAUGCUGAGUCUCAAUGGGACACCGAGGUGGUGAAAGAUGCUGUAAGCCUGCCCAAGGGCGUGGCGGUGCGCAUGUGCGAUGUCGACUGCGGCAGCCAGACGGUCGGCAUGGUCAAGCAGGUGCUUGCGUGGCGGGCGGCCCAGCCCAAGGAGGCCAAGGAGCUCUGGGAUGAGUUACAGCGCAGGAACGAGAAAUUGGCCAGCGUGUUGAAGGAGGGCAAGACGGAGGAGAUCAGGCCGGCGGUGCACGCUAUUCGCGAGCUGGUGAGGAAGAUGGGCACGGAAAGCGGGGUACCGAUCGAGCCGGAUAGUCAGAAGGAGUUGUUGGAUGCGCUGGAGGAAGGGGUGGAAGGUGUCUAUGGGGGUGUGGUACCGGGUGCGGGAGGCUAUGAUGCCCUGGCGUUGCUGGUAAGGGAUGAUGAGGAGACAACGAAGAGGUUGGAGGAGUUUUUGAACGGGUGGAGCAAGAAGAAGGGAGGCAAGGUAAGGUUGAUGGAGGUGAGUGGGGAGAUGGAGGGCGCGAGGAAGGAGAAUUUGUUGAAGUAUCAGGGGUGGGUUUAGAAACUUUUAUUUCUUUUACGAUGAAAGCUUGAGCAUGUGAGCGGGAGAGCGGGUGCUACAGCGUUGGGUAGAAACCUCCUCUGGCGAAUUGCGAUAUAGCGAGUUUAGAUAGUCCUUUUGAGUAACUACCAGAUAAUCAUAGUAUAUAGUUCAACCGUAUUCUCUUUUCUUGCCUG